This is a messenger RNA of Orbicella faveolata, 555 nucleotides long. RefSeq lists its product as uncharacterized. Lineage: Eukaryota; Metazoa; Cnidaria; Anthozoa; Scleractinia; Merulinidae. The record is from RefSeq and is a predicted model, not a curated record.
AUGGAUUCAAGUGCAGCUAACUUCCGUUUUAGAGUUUCGAGAACAGUCGAAGAAGAGUCUGCUUUAGUCAGUGAAGCUAGACCAAGUAGCACGAUGCACAAAGAUAGGUGGGCGGUGGAAAUUUUUCGUGAAUGGCAAAGGUCGAGAACAUUGAAAUUUCCGGAUUUAGCAGUUGGAAGCGUUUUUAAAGAUUACAAUUUUCACCUCGUGUGUUCUGUUGAAGACAAUGUGGAGUACAUGGAUGCUUUAUCAUUCAACUACUGGCUUGCUAAAUUUAUCCAGGAGGUGGCAAAUAAGACGGGCGGCCGGUGUCCUCCAAGAACGUUGUAUGGUAUCGUAUGCGGUCUAAAGAGGCAUUUGGAGGAGGUGAAGGGCGCAUCCGCAUUCAAUCCUUUAGAUUAUAAGGACAAGAGGUUAGAAAUAUUUCGUCGCCUACUGAACGCUGAGAUGAAAGACGGCACUCGUACUGGUGUGGCGCUUCAGGCAAAAAGAGAGGAGAAAGAAGAUGUAUCUGACAAAGAUGAACAGUUGUUUUCGUUGUUUUUAGUAAGUUGA